Messenger RNA from Nicotiana tabacum (common tobacco), 2256 nucleotides. NCBI's taxonomy places the organism in Eukaryota, Viridiplantae, Streptophyta, Magnoliopsida, Solanales, Solanaceae. The record is from RefSeq and is a predicted model, not a curated record.
AUGGGUCAACCCCAAGCUACUAUGCCAGAUCAAGUGCAAGAACAGGGGGUUCAGGAUGCUCCAUCACCAGUGCCAACUGUUGUACCUACUGUUGCCUUACCUGCAGACACAAUGGCAAAGUUAUUGAAUGUGUUAGAGGCAUUGGUGCCUACUCAGGGUGGAAGUUCUGAUAAUUCAGCAGAUCCUCAAAGUUUCUUGGAUGGGACACUCAAGGCAUUGCGUGCUCUAGGAUGUUCUAGUGAGAGGGUCGUAGAGCUUGCAACAUACAAACUAGAGGAUAUGGCUAACAUAUGGUAUGAAACUAUAUUGCUAGGAAGGCCAGCAGGAGCAACCCCACUAACAUGGGACAAGUUCAGUAAGUUGUUUAUGGAUCAUUUUCUUCCAGAUAGCCUGAGGCAAAAAUAUGUUAGAGACUUUGAGAGAUUGGUUCAUACUCCAGAUAUGGAUGUGUCAACCUACAACACGAAGUUUUGUAAUCUAGCGAGACAUGCUCCUUACAUAGUGCCUACCCAUGAAGCUCGAGUUCAAAGGUUUGUUGAUGGGUUGGUUAGUCAUCUAUACACUGCAGUAGCCCCACAGAUGAAGACUUUGUCCUACACUAAUGUAGUCGAUCUCGCUAGAAAGAUUGAAAAUAAGGGACGUGAUGAGCGUGCAACUAGUGAAUUACGAAAUCAGGGACAACAACAACAGGGUUCUCAGACAUGGACACAUUUGUCUUCACAGUCCGCAUACAGACCACAUUACAGACAGGGUGCUAGGGUACCAUCAUCAUUAUCAUCUGGACAUCGUAAUUCUGGGAAAAUAUAUGCCACUGCUCUAGUCUGCCAGACCUGUGGUAGAUCACAUUUGGGCCAGUGUCAUGUUCUGACUGGAGAGUGCUUUCGAUGUGGCCAGUUGGGACAUCACUUGAGGGAUUGCCCUCACCCUCCGAGGAAUUUCAACCAGGCUUCUAUUCAAGGUCGAGGUGCUGGAGAUCGUGCUACUGUGAAUCAAGGACAAGGGAAUGCAUUUACUAGACAGGAUGCUCAGGCCUCGAAUGCUUCUGUUUGUUCAUUUGAUGCACUUGCAUUGAUUGAUCCGGGAUUUACUCACUCCUAUGUGUCCUCGUACUUUGCUUUGAGGUUUAGUAGACAGCCCGAGCUAUUGAAUGAUCAUUUUCUAGUUGCUACUCCUGUUGGAGAGUCUCUAUUAGCUGAAUACGUGUAUCAUGCUUGUCAGAUUCGGGUUGACGGUAGGGAUACUCUAGCUGACCUUAUUAUGGUUAAGUUUGGGAUACCAAACGAACCCAAUUUUGUUCUAAAAGGGGGUCAGGUUCUAGAGACUUGCAAUGUUGUAUCUUUUAUGAAGGCUCAACGACUUUCGAAAAAAGGUUGGUUAGGUCUCUUAGCUAUUGUAAAUGACACAAGAAAGGAAACAAUUAGUAUAGAAAAUAUACCAGUAGUGAGAGAAUUUUCUGAUAUAUUUCCUGGGGAUUUACCAGGAUUGCCUCCAGUACGAGAAAUAGAUUUUGGUAUUGAUUUGCCACCUGACAUACAGCCCAUAUCAAUACCCCCAUAUCGGAUGGCACCAACAGAGUUGAAGGAGCUAAAACAACAACUUCAGAAUUUGUUAGAUAAGGGUUUUAUCAUACCGAGUAUAUCUCCAUGGGGUGCACCAGUACUCUUCGUAAAGAAUAAAGAUGGAUCCCUGAGAAUAUGCAUUGACUACAGGCAGUUGAACAAGAUAAUAAUACGCAAUAAAUAUCCUUUUCCUCAUAUAGACGACAUGUUUGAUCAGUUACAAGGAUUUGCCCACUUUUCAAAUAUUGACCUCCGUUCUGGUUAUCAUAUGCUUAGAAUCAAAUAUGAAGAUAUUCCUAAGACUCCUUUCAGAACUCGAUACGGGCACUAUGAGUUUCUUGCGAUGCCUUUCGUACUGACUAAUGCUCCAGCUGCAUUCAUGGAUUUAAUGAAUAAGGUGUUCCAUCCAUUCCUGGAUAUAUUUGUAAUAGUAUUUAUUGAUGAUAUCCUGAUAUAUUCUCAUAGCCAAGGAGAACACGGGAAUCAUCUCAGGACUGUGCUUGAAGCGCCGACUAUACCGCUUGAUGAGAAGUUGUCUUACGAGGAGGAGCCGAUGGCUAUUGUUGAUAGACAAGAAAGGAAGCUACGGUCAAAAGAAAUUGUAUUCGUGAAAGUCCUAUGGAGAAAUCAUACCGUUGAAGAAGCUGCUUGGGAAAUUGAAGAUGAUAUGCGCGUCAAAUAUCCUCAUUUAUUUUAG